Colletotrichum destructivum is the source of this 851-nucleotide messenger RNA. RefSeq lists its product as uncharacterized. Lineage: Eukaryota; Fungi; Ascomycota; Sordariomycetes; Glomerellales; Glomerellaceae. The record is from RefSeq and is a predicted model, not a curated record. The transcript has a single exon. Bases 181 to 828 code for a protein of 215 amino acids.
CAUAAGUGAAAGCAGCAGCUUGUAUCGAGCAUCCCACUAAUUCGCUUCGAUUUCAACCAGCGAUCCAAAACAAUCCCCCAAGAACCGGAUCAUUCAAACAGACAACGAACAACACUUACCGGAAAAAAACAACAACACUAAAACUCAUCGUCUCGUCAUCUUUCUAUACCCCUCUUGGCAAUGGUUUCCUACCGAGCGUACAGAGCGCCCGGCAUGCCGAAAAACUUCUACGCCCCGCCCUCGGCCCCACAACCAGCGCCGUACACGGCUUACGCCGGCCCGCCGGGCAAGCCCGACAUCCUCAGCCGCCAGCUCGCCGCGCUGCCCCUCAUGGCGCUGCUCUACACCGCCGCCGUGCCGUUCACGCCGGUCACGUGGGUUCUCGACAUCGACGGAAGCUCCCUCUUCGACCGCCUCUUCGCCGGCAUCGUCAUGCUCUCGGCAUGCUACUUUCAGUGGCGCAUCGCCGGCCUGACGUCUCCCCGCGCCGUCUUCCUUCCCGGGGUCGCCGAGACCAGGAUCAGAAACGGGCGGAUCGAGCAGGCGGGGUCGGGCGCGGGGUUCGUCUGGCACCCGGGGAACUACUGGCCGUGCGUCAUCUGCGAGGCAAUGCUCCUCUGCGUCGCCGAGUUCGGGGGCAGCGAGCUGCUGAGGAGGUGCAUCGUUUGCGGCGUUGUUGCUGGGUUGUGGAUCGUCGGGUACCACGCGACACCCGAGUCGACGAGGCGGUGGGCCUAUGAGAGAAUCAAGUCCUGGCUGUUCUGGAUGGUGCUAGAUGAGAUGAUGCGCGUCGGGGGGAGGAGCUACAGCGCACGGCGACGGAGAUGAGCACCCCGUGCGUACUUUGCUCU